CACGAGGCGACGUGCGUAGGUUUUCUUCGCGGCCGCUCAAUGUUUUGGCGCGACAUGCGGUAAAAUGAUUGUGUGGGCGUUUUGUGACAGUGGACGUCAUUUUUAGUUUGUGUCUUCAUUUUCGUCGAUUCUGAAUGUGCAAAAUGUGUAUGUGACGCUGGAAGUGACGCCUCGUUUCUCGGUGGUCAGGGAAUGCCGUUCACCAAGUUCUUGGAUUUUAUCUACUCCAGCGCUGGCUAACGGUUGGUGACCCAGUGGGAUACUUGCGCAUCAGCCCACACAAGGACUAUUUGCAUCCGCGUAGGCGCCUCGCAUCUCCAUCCAUUGCAGCCUCCAACAGGUACAACCACCUAUACUCGUCUCGCUUCUCAGAAUGUCUUGCUAAAUAAGGUUGCCUGACAAGCGCGGGAUACAAUGAAGUUGUCGUCGUCUUCGCUAGGUGUGGUCGUUCUAGCAGUUGCGGUGAAACUCUGUUGGAGUCAAGAGGGAACACGUGAUGACAGCCACGUAGAAAAUGUCGUCCACAAGGCCGUCGCGGACGAGUUCAGCAGCGAGAUCCUCACGAACCGAACACGAGCUUACCUGUCGUGUGCUUCGGGCGAAAUGGUAGUGAAGCUCAACUUCAGCGAACCCUUCCGAGGUAUCACCUACGUCGACUACGACAAGACGAGUCCCUGCAAGUUCUAUGGUGAUGGAAGCAAAUAUUAUGAGCUCCGGAUUCCCCUCAAGGGAUGCGGAACCAAACAGGAGGCUCCCCGGGUGUUCAUCAACAACAUCAUCGUUCGGUUUCAUCGGUCACUCGAAUUGGAAGAGGACGAAAUCAAGACCAUCAUUUGUAGAUACCCGCCACCGCUGGCUCCCCCUCCGCCAAGCAUUAUAGCUCCAGUAUUGGAACCACUGCCACCUCUACAAUCAGCGAACAGACCAAAGCUAUCAGAAGUGGAACUUCUUCUCAUCAUCUGCGCCUUGCUCUUCCUCACGCUUCUUCUACUAGGAAUCGGGAUUGCGUACUAUUGUCUCAAGAAGCGCAACAUUAAAGUGGUCAAAAAGAAGAAAGGCAUACCCUCAGCACCUGCUUCAGAGAUCACAAAACUCAGUGGCUCAACUAUGGGCACGUUGUCUAUGUUCGACCCCAUACGCAUUCCACGUGCUAUGGCUCUAUCGACAUCUGGUUCAGAAGCUGCCCUGCUCACACCACUCUCCGGAUCUGGAGGUGAUCGAUCUGAAACAAUUCCGUCUGACUAUCCCAGCGAGUCGCCAUCUUCUGGCUCUGAAGCUGAGGAAAUCCUUGAAACGCGAGACGUUAUGGUCGCUGCUGUUCCAGUCCAGAAGAGUUACGAUAACUCUGCCUUCAUCGCGGAACCUUAUCCCGUUGAUGCGGAGAGAGCUGAGUCGUUAUCGUCCGUUCAGAUUUCUACGGUGUACAAGCCGACCAUACCAAGGGCAAAAUCAAAGCCUUAUCCGCUAGACGCUGAGCGUGCGGAGUCCAUAUCUUCCCUACAGGAAAUACCUGUAGCCUUAAAGGCACAAAUGGCAAAGGAACAACAGCUGCACACGAUUGCAGAGGCAGAAGACCAGCUGGAUGCCGAAAGGCUAGAGGAGAGCUACGCUGCCGUCAGUUUAGAACAAGGCAGGCCACCGACCACGUACCGCAUUGCACCUCCAGUGCAGACACGCUUACGCAGAAAGGAAGAACCACGUCCACCUUCAAUAUACGGUAGCAUUCCUGAUAACGACAACCGUGCAGCUUCUGAGAUCAUGGAGAUUGUACCUACUGCCCGUCCACCCUCAGUAUCGACCUAUGCACCAUCUAUCUAUGGCAGCAUUCCAGAUAACGAUAUAUGCUCACAGUCAGAGCUAGAAGCACUGCCAGAUGUGAGGCAGUACGAGAAAAGACCUAAGCUCACCACACAAACGCUCACUGACUAUCUCAUCAAUACACAGAACCUCACGGAGGUUCAAGAGGACAUCACGAAGAGAAGGAGAGCUGUUCUUCACCGACCGCCGCCACCGCCAGCGUCACCACCGCCACCUUCAAGUCCUCCACCAGAGUCAGAAAUACCUGACACAUCCAUGUCAGAAAUCACUGCCAUACCAGAAAUGACCAUCGUGCCUCGUAAGCCCAAAAUCACAGUUCAAAACAUCGAUGAAGUGUUCGUCACAACAGAGCACGAAACUGUUGCUACCGAGCACGUAGUGAAGAGAACGAGGGAUACAACAGAACAGUUGAUGAAAAUACCACAGAGCCCACCACAAAGCCCGCCAGAAAGCCCACCGCAGUUGGACGUUACCAUACGCCACUACCCACCGACCAGUGGCGAAGCCACGGGUCGUCCUUCUUCGACAUCGCCCAUGCCAUCACCGCCGCCAGGGACAGCUCGAGGUCCACUUACCACAACUACCUACGAGACCACUGAUGUCAUCAAUGCGACUUCAACUACAGAUAUAAGAGAUAUAACGAGGACCCUUGAGGAAACGUCAACGCUACAUUACCAACAGCCGCCGAAGCCUUCUGUCGCGUCCAUCACAUCUACCCCCUUGCCACAGUGGGACGUCCUUGUACGCGUAUUAUCACCACCGACGAUAGAGGGAGUGGAUGAGCUCACGCCGGACGUAAGAGAGAAAUGGCGUACUAUAAUUACUGAGGACACUGUAUUCAGGACCCUCAUCCACGAAGCAACAACUGUAGAAGAAUACUACCGAGUCACACAUGACGUUAGGUACGAGACGUUGUUCGAUAGCCGAACAUGGGAUAUCAUCAUCAGAGUGUUGACAUAUCCUGAUUAUGUGUACCCGCCGAUACAGCCAGAACUUAGGCCGCCGAGGUACCGCAAAAAUUCUGAUCAGUUACCGCGGAGAAAGUCAUCGUUGCCCCCUGUACUGGGUACAGCAAUUCCGGCAGAUCUACGCUCACUUCCAGAGUCGUAUCGCUCAAACUCAAUCCCGGACUUUGACAUGAGGUCCAUGACAGAAAUCGACGUUGACUUUUCACGUUUGGAGCGUGAGUCCAUAGCGAGCUCGGAUACCAUGACGACUGGACGAAGCAUUAUAGAUCGAGCAACAUCGGAAUUCAUGGAAGACAUACCAAUCAUGGAAGGUCGACGUGAUUCUGUAGACAGUUACCUACCAGUUGUCGAAAGGCUAACAGCACAUCCUGCCGAACCUGGGUUCAGCGAUUUCGACACAGACGACGCAAGAAGUGACGUGACCUUUGAUAUCCCAGACCUCCCGUACGGAGCUCAAGGGGCCAGUAGGACAUUCGUGGAGAGGACCUCUCAUCAACUCUUACAGGACGUCCCUGGAGGACAAAGUAGGAUGACCUCGGAUCAGUUCAGGAUGCAGUCAUCAAGGGUGGUAACAAGCAGAGGUCUCGAAAGACCGGGCAGUGUAGAUGGCAGAGAAGAAAUCAAGUCUAUUACGGAGAAGGACGUUUAUGACUGGAUGAGGUGAUCGAGUCUCAUUUACAGUUUCGUUUUAUUCUACGAUCUUUCCCGAGCAAGACUACUGCCCCGAAAUGACGUGCCACAUCUACAGUAAAGUGCAUACCACAAGAACAUUACACCAGCAUGGCUUGUUGCCAUCUUUAACCCCAGUGACACCCACAGCAACGACGUGCUUUGUGUGCAGUGUGAACUUCAAUAAAACUGUGUGUUUAUGUGUCUAAAAGGUGAAAGUACUUUCGUUAACGGACGGCUUACUUCCGCUAGCCAGCUUCAAUUACUUCGUAGCUCGUCACUGAAGUGCUUCAGCCGUACCACGCAUGCAGGACACGUCAUUGAACAUAUGCACUUGGCUGUUACAAGUACAUAAGAGACUGUUGUCAGAUCGUGCAUGCGAUUAACCACGAGGCGAGCUGGUGUCCGUCGAAGUAUACAUAAUCGGCCUUGUGCAAUAGUUUUCUACGCGACGGUCAUUUUUUUUAUUAGCAUUUUUCAGCAUGCAGAGUCCACACCAUUUUCUUCGCAACUAGUCUGUGGGCAGAUUUUUAACCCUCCCCCCCUCCAGUUAAGAAACCAGCUUUUUCAUUUUAGACAAUGCGAGAACAGUAGAACUAUAGGUGUUGCACAUCAACGCUUUCUAAUAAUGCUAACAGAAGCGCGAGUGAAAGCACUUAUAAUUUAACUGUAGAUUAUUUUAUUUAUUAAUCCUGAUUUCUUUGUAAAAAUUGCAAAUAAAUAUGGUUAUGAAGAUCACAA
Molecule: messenger RNA, 4196 nt
Organism: Ornithodoros turicata
Lineage: Eukaryota; Metazoa; Arthropoda; Arachnida; Ixodida; Argasidae
Product: titin-like
Exons: 8
Coding region: 415-3450 (1011 amino acids)
Source: RefSeq, a predicted model, not a curated record